AUGGAAAGCAUCCGAGCAGCGAUCAAGCGCAGGCUCAGCCACAAGGAUCAGAAUGCCAAUUUUGACGAACACGACUCUGCCGAUGAAGAAACCACAGACUAUGUCACCAGAGAGGCCGAGGAAGCUGAGAAGGAGGGACAUGAUACAGGAAAGCCAGGCAGCUUCCUGAACCGCCUGAUCCUGCACGGCAACAAAAAGACCGAGGAACAACUUGCACGAGAGAUGGCGGCCGCAAACCCGGAGGCCGGAGCUGCUGAUAAAGUGGUGGUACAACGAUAA
Exophiala dermatitidis NIH/UT8656 is the source of this 279-nucleotide messenger RNA. RefSeq lists its product as uncharacterized. NCBI's taxonomy places the organism in Eukaryota, Fungi, Ascomycota, Eurotiomycetes, Chaetothyriales, Herpotrichiellaceae. The coding region runs from base 1 to 279 and encodes 92 amino acids. The transcript is spliced from 2 exons. The record is from RefSeq and is a predicted model, not a curated record.